AUGCAUUUUGACAGUGACAGUGCCGUAACUGGAGCGGUGCCAACGGUGCCCAGUUAUAAAAUCGUGGUGCCCGCCGAAGCCACCAGGGACGUACUUUCCGGAAGGGUCCCGUAUCUUCUGGUAGAAGACGAAGGAGUGACGGUGUUCAGACCAGUGCACAUGUUUGCGGCUUUGAAGCUGAAAAAGGAAACCAUGACGCAUCUGGAGGACUACAGCUGUCUCGGCGCUCACGAGAGAUUUCUGGAGAAGAGGCCCAAGAAGAGAGUCGGAUUGGGCUAUAGAAGGAAGUAUAUAUCGCCGGAAUUGAUAGGGAGAGGAAUUUUUGUGGUCAUCGUGGGAAAUGGUGGGGUUGGCAAGUCAAGUAUGAUCCAAAGAUACUGCAAGGGAACGUUCACCAAGGAUUACAAAAAAACCAUAGGCGUAGAUUUUUUAGAAAGACAAAUAGAAGUUGACGGCGAAGAUGUACGAUUGAUGCUGUGGGACACCGCGGGUCAAGAAGAAUUCGACGCCAUCACGAAGGCGUACUACAGAGGGGCGCAGGCCUGCGUCCUUGCCUUUUCGACCGUCGAUAGAGAUUCUUUCGAAGCCGCCCAUUCUUGGAAACUAAAGAUCCUACAAGAAGCACCAGAAAAGGAAGAACAAAAUGUAGGUCCCCAAGAAGACGAAGACGAUGAUAAUACAAGACAUGCUGCAAUAGAAAAUCCCGUAUUAGGGAUCCCAAUUUCAGAAAAACCCUUAAACUAUUACAAUCAGCAAAUUAUCUUCAAAACAGUAAAUUAUGAAGCAAGACCUCCAGCAAUAUCACAAUUUUUUCCAAAUAAACUACGAGUCCACGUCCAAUUGGGAAAGAACGAUCUUCAAGCCGAUAUAGUCAAAUUUUUCAAAGAAUUUCUGCAGCCAGAAAGAAUAUAUACAUGCCUAUUCGAAACGAUGAAUUAUACAUCUAUAUAA
Messenger RNA from Psylliodes chrysocephalus, 951 nucleotides. The record is from the annotation of a GenBank genome assembly. NCBI's taxonomy places the organism in Eukaryota, Metazoa, Arthropoda, Insecta, Coleoptera, Chrysomelidae.